This is a messenger RNA of Aegilops tauschii subsp. strangulata, 1665 nucleotides long. RefSeq names its product GDSL esterase/lipase At1g28600-like. Lineage: Eukaryota; Viridiplantae; Streptophyta; Magnoliopsida; Poales; Poaceae. Gene Ontology annotation, molecular function: hydrolase activity, acting on ester bonds. The record is from RefSeq and is a predicted model, not a curated record.
UUCUUGCUGAGAAAAUCAACCCCCGAAAUAGUCCACUUCCUAGUUGUAAAUUUCCAUGAUACUUCACUUUGUAGUUCUAAUUGUUGAUAAGAUGUCAUUGGUUACGUAGUAAUGCGGAAAGGCUACUCGAAAAGGGGCCAAAACUACAUUUGUUCUAGUCGAAUAGAGAAUUUGCCUGCAUGGUCACUACUCAAAUCUCACAAUCUACAACUCAUAUUUUCUUAAAUAAAUAAGUGCCAACUUGAUGAGUCAGUUAGCUAGUAAGAAGAUAUACCUACCCCGCAAAAAAAAGUAAGAAGAUAUACCUGUACAUUUGUAGAAAAUGCCCACCAAACACACAUUUGGUUGACUGGAAAAUCACCAUAUUAUAUGUGCAUUAUAAUUAACCUUAUCUUUGCCUUGUUAAGCACGGUAGGCUUUGCUUAUAUAUAACAUUUGGAGACCAAGCAUGGAAGCCCCAACUGACAAGCAGGAAGCAGCUAGCAAGUGUUGCUACAGCAGCGCAAGCAACCAAGUAUGAGGCCACCUCACGCAGCGCUCCUCUUGCUCUUCAUCCUAGCGUACUUCCGCGGUGCCUACUCCAGUGGCAGCCAGAGCCGUUUCACAUCCAUAAUCAGCUUCGGCGACUCCUUCGCCGACACCGGUAAUUUGGUCAUGUGGGCUGAUCCCGUCCUUCCAGGUCUACUACUCAAGAACCUCCCCUACGGCGAGACCUUCUUCGGCCACCCCACCGGACGUGCCACCAACGGCCGCCUUGUGCUGGACUUCGUCGCCGAAGCUCUGGGUCUGCCUUCCGUGCCGCCGUACCUCGCCAAGGAGAGUAACUUCUCCACCGGAGUAAACUUCGCCGUGGUAGGAGCUCCGGCUCUGACCCUGACAUACCUGCAGGGACAGAAUUUGACUGUGAACCCUCCUAUCAAUAGUUCCCUCUAUGAUCAGCUCCUGUGGUUCCAGAAACUGAAGCCUUCGCUCUGCAAGGGACAAGGUGCUGAUUGCUUCAGGAGCUCUCUGUUUGUCAUGGGAGAGUUUGGAGCAAAUGACUACAGGAGCUUCCUUCUGUCCAACAGGACUGUGGAACAAGCCACAACUUAUGUUCCCCAAAUCGUUGACAGCAUCUCCCAAGGCCUAGAGAUACUGAUCCAGUACGGCGCCAAGUACAUCAUUGUGCCAGACAUCUUCCCACUUGGCUGCGUACCCACAGUGCUCACAAAGCUUGCUAGCCCAAACAAAGCGGAUUACUAUCGGAACGGAUGCCUGAAGAGUGCGAACAGGCUGGGGCGCUACCACAACUCUCUCCUCCGCCAGCGGAUCAAAUUGCUCCGGCACAAGUACCCCCAUGCGAAGAUCAUUGCCGCUGAAUACUACCGACCCGUCCUUGCCUUUCUAGAUAUGCCAGGGCAUUUUAGACUGAAUAGCAGCACAACCCUCCUCACCUGUUGUGGUGCUGGAGGACCUCCUUAUAACUAUGACUUCGACUCAGAGUGCGGGCGGCCGGGUGUGAUGACGUGUGCAGAUCCAUCUCAGGCCCUUCAAUUGGAUGGUUUCCACCUCACGGAGUCCGCCUACAAGGCCGUUGCCGAUGGGUGGCUCCAUGGCCUCUUGAUAUGCCUGGUCUUCCUGUGAAAUCUGGGCUCCUUCGCAAGGGCAAUAGCUCCAGUGUUGUCA